AAAAUAUUUCACCUAAAGGCUAAAGAUUAAUACUCUGCAGCAGGCGACUAGUGACUAGUAAGCAAGAAACUUUACAUGAAGCGGAAGACAAGUAGAAGUGUAGAACAUUCUUGAUUUCUGGAGAGAAAAGGUGAAAAACCUCCUUAAACCUCAGAAAAGGGUUUAGGAACCUCUUUAGAUACCUUGUAAGGUUUUGGGAAUCUUUUAUAUCCUCAAGCCAUGGGAGGUCUUGAUGCUUCUGAUGCUCUUGCAGUGAGGGACAAGGUUCAGAACUUUUUGAAUGCUGCACUUACUGGGAACAUUGAAGAUUUUAAGAAGUUUGCUAAACAGCUUGAUGAUGGGAAGGGUCUUCAACAAACAGUGGCAGAUGUUAAGGAUGCUAAUAACAGAGGGGCUUUGCAUUUUGCGGCCAGGGAAGGCCAGACUGAUAUGUGCAAGUACUUAGUUGAGGAGCUGAAGGUUGAUGUAAACACAAAAGACGAUGAUGAUGAGACUCCUCUUCUUCAUGCUGCUCGCCAGGGACAUACUGUGACUGCCAAAUAUCUUCUUGAUUGUGGCGCUGAUCCUACAAUACCCAGUCAAUUAGGUGCCACAGCUUUGCAUCAUUCGGCCGGAAUAGGAGAUACUGACUUGCUGGAGUGUUUGAUUUCAAGAGGUGUGGAUGUUAAUUUACAAAGUGAUGCUGGCACACCUCUUAUUUGGGCUGCUGGUCAUGGUCAGCUAGAUGCUGUUAGACUGCUGCUAAAACAUAAUGCUAAUCCCAAUCUUGGAACUGAAGAUGACGUCACUCCUUUGUUGUCGGCCGUGGCGGCUGGUUCUUUGCCAUGCCUGGAAUUGUUGAUUCAGGCAGGAGCUGAUGUGAAUGUUACUGCUGGUGGAGCUACUCCUUUGCACAUAGCUGCUGACCAUGGUAGCCCUGAGAUGAUUGAGUGCUUACUGAAAGCUGGAGCUGAUCCUAAUGCUGGUGAUGAGGAUGGUAGUAAACCUAUACAAGUUGCUGCUGCAAGAGGUAACAAGAAAGCUGUUGAGAUCCUGUUUCCUGUAACCUCGCAAAUUCCCGGAGUCCCAGAGUGGAAUGUCGAUGGAAUACUUAAACAUUUACAGUCUGAAACUGAUGGAAAACCGAAGGAAGGAAAUGAAAUCAACAGUCAGAAGCAACAUGUACCCGAGGUGGCACCGGAAGCCAAAAAGAAAGCUGCUGAAGCAAAGGCAAGAGGAGAUGAAGCCUUCAAAAGGAAGGAUUUUCCAAUGGCUGUAGAUGCUUACACACAGGCUCUUGAUUUUGAUCCAAGUGAUGGAACUUUGCUUUCCAAUAGAAGUCUUUGUUGGCUCCGUCUGGGCCAAGCUGAUCAUGCUUUAUCUGAUGCUAGGGCCUGCAGGGCACUCAGACCUGAUUGGCCUAAAGCUUGCUAUCGUGAAGGUGCAGCUUUGCGAUUGUUGCAGAAAUUUGAGGAAGCUGCAACUGCUUUCUAUGAAGGUGUCCAGCUCGACCCUGAAAGUAAGGAGCUUGUGGCCGCUUUCAGGGAAGCCGUGGAAGCAGGGAGAGAAGCUCACAAUAAAGCACAGAAGUCGUAAUUGGAGCUGGGAGGUUCAAAGAAGAGAACGAUUACAACAUUGAUGCGAUGACCUGCAAAUUUGGCUUUCUGUGAUUCAAGUGUGGUGCUGUCGGAUAAAAUACAUAUAGAUAUUGUUUAAUGAAGAGAUGAGAUAUAGGUUUUCCCUGCAUUGAAAUUCAGGUCUGGCUAAAUAGUUGAUCAAAUGAUUAUAUUGAUUUUCUUUUGUUGUAUCAUGUUCACUUUAUUCCGUAUCUGGUUAAUGCUCACUUUGUUAGGUUGAAGGUUUCAUUAACUUACCUAUUUAGGCUUUUAUUUGAUUAUUAAGAAAGUAGUAUUCACCAGUUUCGUUACAAAAAAUCAUAUUGAGGGCUUAUCUAUGUGAGAAAUUCUCACUGGUGGCUAAAAGCCAACUCAAAACUCAAUAUAGACUAUUUUUUUGGGACAGAGAUAGUAUAAUAUAAUGGUUAAACCAUCCAAUUGCACUUUGUGGCCGCAGCUAAAUCAUUAUUCUUAAAACUACAGUACAUAGGAUUACUUCAAAUAUCACAGCACUGAUGGCAUAUUGUUUACGCUAAUUAAUUAGAAGCAAUCAGGAUGAACAUGAUCACGUUAAUUCACCUUAAUAUGUGCAUG
Molecule: messenger RNA, 2189 nt
Organism: Oldenlandia corymbosa var. corymbosa
Lineage: Eukaryota; Viridiplantae; Streptophyta; Magnoliopsida; Gentianales; Rubiaceae
Source: the annotation of a GenBank genome assembly